Messenger RNA from Anthostomella pinea, 4941 nucleotides. NCBI's taxonomy places the organism in Eukaryota, Fungi, Ascomycota, Sordariomycetes, Xylariales, Xylariaceae. The record is from the annotation of a GenBank genome assembly.
AUGAGCCGAAAACCAGGCAAGUCGCGGGCUGCCAGCAGCAAAGCCUUCACAAGUUUCGGUACCAAUAGUGCCUUUGGUGGUGGGUUUUCGACCUCCUCUAGUGGUGCCAACCUCUCCUACCUCGCCGAGCCGCCUGAUUUCACCUCGAUAUCCGACGCCAACGUCGUCGUCUCGCUCAAGAACCUACAAAAGAAAGAUGCUACAACCAAGGCCAAGGCCCUCGAGGAAUUGGUGGCCUAUGUCCAGUCCCACCCGUACGAUCAGGAUGGAGGCACGGAAGAGCCCAUACUGGAAGCAUGGGUCCAAUUGUACCCUCGCAUAUCAAUAGACAAUUCCCGACGUGUUCGCGAGCUCUCCCACGCCCUGCAAUUCGAGUUGAUGACGUCCGCCCGCAAGCGCAUGGAGAAACACAUACCCAAGAUCGUCGGCUCCUGGCUUGUUGGAACAUUCGACCGGGACAGGGCCGUAUCCAGAGUAGCCACCGAGGGUCUCUCGUCCUUCCUCACUACGCCUGAGAAGGUUACCCAGUUCUGGAAACGGUGCCAGCAGCAGAUUCUCGACUACGCGUCUGAUGCGAUCAAGGAAACAACCGACACUCUUAGCGAUCAGCGGUCUACGAACACCGAUGAUGCCGAGACCAAGUACCACAGAGUCCUGGCGGGGAGUCUUGCGCUGGUCCUCAAUCUCUUGCAAAAGUUGGAGCCCGCCGACACCGAUAAAUGUUUGGAUAGUUACGAUCAGUUUUUUGAGGAGAACAAGGUGUGGGCAAGCGCUACGAUCAACGACCCUGUUGUCAGGCGACUCUCCUGUCAACUUCUGUCCACCUGCCUAUCUAAACGGCCAGGCCGGAUAGAGGCUGAUCUGGCUCGCCUCAGCAAGGUCUUCGUUGCCGAGGGUCUGAAAAGUCCCCAGAGCGGCUCUGCGACUGAUUACGUCGUUGCCUUGACAAACUUGACGGAAAAGCACCCCAGUGUAUGGACCUCAGAGUAUCGAGGGAAGAAGUCACCAAUCUCACGGCUGAAGGUCUUACUCGAAAGGGGAUCUCAAGGAGGCACAGCAAGGUUUUGGAGCUCUCUCACUCAGUUGCUCAGCAUCUUACCGGACGAUGUGCUUCCGAAGGACCCUGUUGGUAUUGCAGAAUUCUUAAAGUCCCUGAGAUCAGGUCUUACAAGCCGUGAUGAACCCCGAGCCAACGCCGUAGACGCGUGGUCAACGUAUCUUGCCAUGACGCGGCAUUUCAUGAAGACUGUUCAGUCCAGCGAUGCUCGACAACAGCUUGUGGAGGAAAACAUCUUCCCGCUUACCGCACACUACCUUCACCCAACGCCAGAGACAUCGAUGUGGGCUUCUGGUAGCCAGAUACCAAUUUUGAUCAAGGUUUUCACAUCAACGGCAACGUCGGCUUUUGAGGAUAUGGUUGAAGCCACGCGGGUGGAGUGGGACAGGUUGAAAGAAAUCAUGAAGGAUAACAUCCGCAAUUCGUUGCCCGAAGCCUCUAAAGAGCACCAAAAGUCACAAAAGUCUGUUGCCGACGAGGGCAAGAGAUGGUUCAUCCUGACGGGGACACUGUUGGACGCCCACGAGAGGACGGUCUCUACAGAUCGUCCAAUACCCGAUAUCCCAAAACGGCCUUCUCUGGAACUACUUGGAGAAUGCGUUAAGCUGCUUGAGACUAGGAAUUGGAAGCCAUUCGGUCCUGCUGCCACUGUCGAGUCGGCUUUCAAUCACGCGCCCUCGCUAUUCAAGUCCUCUUCGGGUGGGAUCAGCGAUGUAUUAGAGUGCCUAGAAACUUCACUACCCGAAAGUAAGGAAGAAUUCUUGACCUCGUCGGCCGCCCCUUACUUGUUUUCGAGUAUCAUUCUCUUAGGCCAGAUUCCCGAGAGGAAACAAGACUUUGAGAAGAUCUGGGAAGCGAACACUGCAACUCUUGUCGAGUGUAUAGAAAGCCCAGGCGCUGUGCCGGCACUGACUAAGCUAAUCUCCAGCAAAUGUGCUACCCCUAUCGCGCAACAGAUGCCAAUACUACAGACGGAAUUGAUCAGGAGAUGCUUGAUGUGUGCUGUUGGAAACUCCGGGUCUAGUUGGGAGCUCUUCGACGCCAUCGUCACUUACGAUACGUUGACAGAGUCUGCCGCGAAUCGACUACUGAAGGAGUUUGCAGGUCGUGUCAUGAACUCCACGGGCCAGCCCAACCAGGGUGUGAUCAGGGGCCUGCAAUAUAUAGCGCAAAAGAAGCCAGAGCUACUCUCUCACGACGAAGAGAUCCACAUGACAUUGAUGACCAACCUACUGAGUCUGUCAGAACGACCGGGUGUCGGCCCCGAAAUCAUGGCCUUGCGUUCCUUGAUGGAAAUUCCUCCCAGCGGCCGCUCACGCCUCCUUGGGCUUCUCCAGGAGAACAUUAACAACGCCAAUGCGGGAUCACUCUCGGUCGACACCCUUGUCCAGCAAGCUAUGCAGGCCCAAGAGUCAAUUGACACAUCAGCCAUUGAAUCAGACCGGAGAAGCGAGUUGCUGGCACUAUUACCAGAUGCCGAGAAAUGGAGACACGAGCUUUCUUUUCUUCUACAAGAGACCCCCAAUCCAUCUCUAGCGCUCACCAGCAGCCUGGGUGGUGCCUACUUCCUGCCAGUCACGGCAUCAACCAGAACCAACACUAACUCACCACGAGAUCGGAGUGGCUUUUCGAUCCCUGGUCGCAUGGCCAUGUAUACUGCCAAGCUACUAUCUGCCGGGUUCGACUUGGCUCAUUUGGCAUUGUCCACUCAAGUUGAGAUCGUCAUUAGCCUGAGUUUGACCGCUGAGCUGGCUACUGACCAGCUGACGGUUAUGAGUGAGAACCAGAUAUGGAGCUCACUGGGAUCGGAAGUCUUAAUAUCAGAAGCCGAGAACUUGAUAUCAACCGCACGGAAAGCAGUUAUGCGCCUGACAGAGGAUGCUCCCGACUGGCGCGACGGCUCCGGACCCAACACGUCACGUUUGAUGAAUGACAUUAUUCGGACCUUGAUCGAAGAGGCAAAAUCCGUCACACCCAAGGGCUUGUACUGCGCUCGCGUCUUGAAUGAGAUUCUCCAAGGCUUGACAGAGAAGCAUGGUUUUCCAUCGAGUGGGGAGCAAUGGUUGACGGACCUGGGGGUCUUAAAAUCCGCCCCUUCGACCGUACUUCCUGGGGUGGCGAUCCUGACUGGUCUAGGCGAAACGGUAUCUGCAUCCAGGGCGGUCAGCAAUUUCUGCAAUCGUUUGGUCAGCGACAUUGCGGGUGCAUCUCCGGGUCAGGAGAAGACGCUCGUCAUUCUCGUGCUUCUCAAUGCAUGCACGCAGAUAUAUGACAUCGGCGAGCUACCGGUUGCCAACAAUCGACUAGUGUUUGCGGUGAAGCAGAUUACAUCAUGGCUUGAGUCACCUGAAGAGCUCGAUUAUCGUUUCGCGGCGGAGGCCUGUCGCAGCUUGCAACGUCUCCUACCAUGUGUGAAAGACGUGUACGGGUCUUACUGGGAACGGACUGUGGACUUCUGCAUCUACCUCUGGACGAAGCAGAUGGCCCAGUCACUGGAUUGCCGACUACCAGAGAUACAUGCAUCUCUGCGAAUAUUGUCCAUUCUUCAGUCCUUGGAGGAUCCCAAUGAUGACCUGGUGGAUGUAUUGCAAUCUUCGGCAGAAAGGAGAUCAGCUGCAUUGAUCGAGUUACUGAAACUCCCCAGAGAAAGAGACACACAGCCUCUUGAGAUUGUCGACUCAUUCAUACGUCGGCAGAUUGACAAGCUACCACUGCAUCAUGUCAAGGAUCCUUCCGAGCUGUACGCGGUUGCUGCGAGUGAGUAUCGGACAAUUCAGACAGCGGCUUUCACAGUACUCCACAAGGCACUCCCAGCUGCACAAGAGCAGCUCUCAGUCGACGUGCUGCUGGAGAAGAACACCGCGCGACUGCCCGAUGAACUCCUGUCUCUACUCCUUGACGCGCCAACCCUGGAUGCCUAUCCCGAUGAUGUAUUAGCCCGGUUCCCAACUCCUAUCCGGUCUUACCUCUUGUCGUGGCAUCUGGUCUUUGACUCUUUUAGCUUUGCUUCUUUCAAGGUGCGCGGCGAUUAUGCCGAAAAUCUCAAGAGUGCCAACUACAUUGCCCCCCUCAUGGAUUUCACCUUUGACGUACUGGGUCAUUCGGCAGCUCGUGGACUGAAUCUGGAGAGAGCCGGCUUUACAUCAGAGAACAUUCGUGCAUACGACUUGAAACUCGCCGAAGCGGAGACCGAAGAAAGAAACAUGCAGUGGAUCCUCAUUCACCUGUUCUACCUUGUUCUCAAGUACUUGCCGGGUCUUUUCAAAUCGUGGUACAUCGAGUGUCGAUCGAAGCAAACCAAGAUCGCCGUGGAGGGAUGGAUGGCCAAGUACUUCUCCCCGAUCAUAAUAUCAGAGGCUCUGGAUGAUGUUGUGAAGUGGACCGACAACCAAGAGGCACCUGCGGAUGACGAGAAAGAGCUUAUCGUCAAGGUCAGUCGUGCGGCAAGAGAGGUUACUGCCGGCUACGAAGUGGACGAGCUGCACGCGUCGAUCGCAAUCCGUAUACCGCAAGAAUACCCGCUUCAGGGUGUUACUGUUGUUGGCGUCAACCGUGUCGCGGUGAACGAGAAGAAAUGGCAGAGCUGGAUCAUGUCCACCCAGGGCGUCAUCACAUUCUCCGGUGGAAGCAUCAUCGACGGUCUGACAGCGUUCCGACGAAAUGUGGUCGGCGCCAUGAAGGGCCAGUCGGAAUGUGCUAUUUGCUACAGCAUCAUCAGCAGCGACAAGAAGAUGCCAGACAAGCGCUGCCAGACGUGCAAGAACCUCUUCCAUCGUACCUGCCUGUACAAGUGGUUCCAGAGCAGCAGUCAGAAUACUUGUCCGCUCUGUCGAAACCCGAUAGACUAUCUUGGUGCAGAUACGCAAGCCAGAAGGGGUGCUUAG